AUGGGGCCGCGGCCCACACUUGGGCCGCGAGCGCCACCUAGAGGGCCGCAAAAAACUUUCCGUUUUGCACCUGUGGGCCGCGGGGGCCGCGGCACCGCACCGCAAACCGCAGGUUAUCCAUCAGAUGCUCAGUUACAAUACCGCUUCCCACCACUUGGUGGCGGUCAAAAGCUCAGUGGCAAGUCUUUUCAUACAGUGUCAGGAAGAAUCUAUUGUGAGGACGACUUUUUGUACUCCGGAGUGCAUCCAUCCCCGGAGGUGUGUCACAGCUGUGGGUGUUUAAUCACAGACUUGGUCUUGCAGGCUCGUGGGAAGUCAUACCACCCAUCCUGCUUCUGCCGUGUGGUCUGCAGACGGAGCCUGGAGGGUCAGCCCUUCUCUGUGGACGCUGACAGCAGAGUGUACUGCGUCACAGACUACCACAAGGUUCAAGCUCGUGUGUGUGCAGCGUGCAGAGAGCCCAUACUGCCAACGGAGGGGUCUGCAGAGUCUAUUCGAGUGGUUUCAUAUGACAGAAGUUAUCAUGUAGAGUGCUACAGUGGAGAGGUUAACCUCAUCUGA
Messenger RNA from Labrus mixtus (cuckoo wrasse), 561 nucleotides. Its product is annotated as LIM domain-containing protein 1-like. The transcript is spliced from 6 exons. The coding region runs from base 1 to 561 and encodes 186 amino acids. The record is from RefSeq and is a predicted model, not a curated record. NCBI's taxonomy places the organism in Eukaryota, Metazoa, Chordata, Actinopteri, Labriformes, Labridae. Gene Ontology annotation, molecular function: transcription corepressor activity. Gene Ontology annotation, biological process: cytoskeleton organization; regulation of DNA-templated transcription; response to hypoxia. Gene Ontology annotation, cellular component: P-body; adherens junction; transcription regulator complex.